Molecule: messenger RNA, 3961 nt
Organism: Tyto alba (common barn owl)
Lineage: Eukaryota; Metazoa; Chordata; Aves; Strigiformes; Tytonidae
Gene: SLC1A3
Product: solute carrier family 1 member 3
Exons: 10
Coding region: 265-1896 (543 amino acids)
Biological process (GO): L-glutamate import across plasma membrane; L-aspartate import across plasma membrane; D-aspartate import across plasma membrane
Cellular component (GO): plasma membrane
Molecular function (GO): L-glutamate transmembrane transporter activity; neutral L-amino acid transmembrane transporter activity; glutamate:sodium symporter activity
Source: RefSeq, a predicted model, not a curated record
CCCUUUCCUUAAGUUACAGUGAUAGUAAAUUGCUGUAUUCCAGAGCACAUGCAGAUUGUCAGUUUCCGCUGUCUCCCGAUCGCUCAACCCUGCAGCUCUGUUGUAUUUGCUGGGAAACCCCUACCUUAACUGCCACCUCCGUGUGUUUAGAGUGCUGAAGAUCUGAAAAGGUUUCUGCAGUACCUCCCACGGAAAAGAGUCUUCCACUUUUCUGAAGGGAUAUUGACAGAAUCUAAUUAUAAAAGAAAACUUUCUGCAAGAUAGAUGACUAAAGGUAACGGAGAAGAUCCAAAAACUGGAAGUAGGAUGGAACGCAUUCAACAAGGAGUCAGGAAACGUACACUUCUGGCAAAAAAAAAAGUGCAGAGCAUAACAAAAGAUGAUGUUAAAAGUUAUUUAUUGAGGAAUGCCUUUGUGCUCUUCACCGUUGUUGCUGUGAUUCUUGGUGUAAUCCUCGGAUUUUCUCUCCGAUCAUAUAAGAUGAGCUAUCGAGAAGUCAAGUACUUUUCAUUUCCAGGAGAACUACUCAUGAGAAUGCUGCAAAUGCUGGUCCUGCCACUAAUUGUAUCCAGUUUAGUCACAGGAAUUGCUGCCCUGGAUAGUAAAGCAUCAGGGAAGAUGGGAGUCCGAGCAGUAGUCUACUACAUGAGUACUACGAUCAUUGCUGUACUGAUUGGUAUAAUCAUUGUGGUCAUCAUCCACCCUGGGAAAGGUACUAAAGAAAACAUGCACAGAGAAGGCAAAAUUGUGCAAGUGACAGCAGCAGAUGCCUUUCUUGAUUUAAUCAGAAAUAUGUUCCCUCCAAAUCUGGUGGAAGCUUGCUUUAAACAGUUCAAAACUAACUAUGAGAAGAGAAUGUUUAAGGUAGAUAUUCCAUCCAAUGACACAUCCACAGUGGCUUCCAUAAUAAGCAAUGUGUCAGAAGCAAUGGAAACCCUCACACAGAUGAAAGAGGAAAUAGUUCCUGUUCCAGGUUCUGUAAAUGGAGUGAAUGCCCUUGGCUUGGUGGUUUUCUCAAUAAGUUUUGGCCUGGUGAUUGGAAGCAUGAAGGAGCAAGGUCAGGCAUUAAAAGACUUCUUUGAUAGCCUUAAUGAGGCUAUCAUGAGAUUGGUAGCUCUAAUCAUGUGGUAUGCUCCACUUGGAAUCCUCUUCUUGAUUGCUGGAAAAAUUGUUGAGAUGGAAGAUAUGGGUGUGAUUGGUGGUCAGCUUGCCAUGUAUACUGUAACAGUUAUCAUCGGUUUGCUAAUUCAUGCCGUUAUUGUCCUACCUCUUCUCUACUUCCUGAUCACUCGCAAGAACCCUUGGGUGUUUAUUGGAGGCUUAAUCCAGGCAUUAGUCACAGCUUUGGGAACAUCUUCCAGUUCUGCAACACUACCUGUUACAUUUAAGUGUCUAGAAGAAAUAAAUAGAGUGGACAAACGAGUUACAAGAUUUGUACUCCCAGUUGGUGCUACAAUUAAUAUGGAUGGAACUGCUUUAUAUGAGGCUUUGGCUGCAAUUUUCAUUGCACAGGUUAACAACUUUGAUCUGAACUUUGGGCAAAUUAUCACAAUCAGCAUCACAGCUACAGCUGCCAGUAUUGGGGCUGCAGGCAUUCCUCAAGCUGGGCUGGUCACCAUGGUCAUUGUGCUUACAUCAGUAGGCUUGCCUACAGAUGAUAUCACUCUUAUCAUUGCAGUGGACUGGUUCCUGGAUCGUCUCCGUACCACCACCAAUGUCUUGGGAGACUCCAUCGGAGCAGGAAUUGUUGAACAUUUAUCACGACAUGAGCUGAAGAACAGGGAUGCUGAAAUGGGUAAUUCUGUGAUAGAGGAGAAUGAAAUGAAGAAACCAUACCAACUGAUCUCACAAGAAAAUGAGAGUGAGAAACCAUUAGACAGUGAAACAAAGAUGUAGGGUAAACAAAGCAUAAGUCCAACACUACAAGUGUGGAAAACACACGCUUUUUCCAGCCAUUUAUAUCUUGAAUUCACCAAGUUCACUUAUUCCUUGAUUGCUCCCUUUAUGCUAGCACUGGAAAGAACUAAUGAAAAUACGUUCCAAAUUAGCAGUGAUCACAGUAAUUGUUUGCUUCCCACUUACAAAAAAAAUAACAGGCAACAACACUGGUCCUGCUAGACAUGUGCUAACUGAGGACAAAAAAAGAGAUUGUCAAUUAAAUAAAAACAAAAGUCAGUGUAUAUGUUACUCACACCUGUGAACCUAUUCUUUUUUUUUUUUUUUUUAAUGAACUGGAAAGUAAAAACAGAUAACAGAGCCUGAAAUGGUUUUAUUUUUUUAAAUACCUAUUGCAAAAUUCCUAACAUCUAUAAACACACAAUCAAUACUUCAAACCUGAUAACAGUUAAGUAAAUUAACAGGAUUUUUUAUUUUUUAUCUGAAAUUUUUUUUCUCAUCUGAAAUUUUAUUUCUCUGUUAUUACAUUGUUGUUCAAAUACUAGCAGGACAAUAAAAAGGACAUUAAUUGAAAGGAUAAAAAGGGGAUAUAAAUUAAAAAAAAAAAAAUACCCAAAUCAGCACUUUUAUCAGCUGAGUUGAAAUAUUUUUGAGAAAGUUAUUUUGUCUAGACACAGUUUUUGCAUUAGCCUCAGCUGAUCUUGACAAAAACUUAGCUUAGUCAGCUUGCACUGACUUGCAAACAUUUAUGUAUGUGUGUAUGUAUGUACCUCCAAUGUGGAUUUGCCCCCUUCAUUUCAACAUCACAACCCAGCUGAACAAUCGUAUGUGUGUAAGUGUUUGUAGGAGCAAGGCCAUAGGCUGUAUUGACUCUGGGACAGAAAAUGUGUCUUCAUCUCUGUUUGGAAAAAACACAUAGCAUGCCCUGGGCACACCAAUUAUCUACUUAAUAAGCAAUAAUAAGAAUAGAAGGCAGUGCCAGACUUCUGCAGAAGGUGCAGAAGGGUGGGAUUCUCAGAUCCUAAAGGGACUGGAUUCUAAAUAUGAAUCCCUGCGACCAACAGGAGGUCUUCUGACUGGAAAGUUCCCAAAUGCUUUGUGAUCUCACUGAUAAGUUGCAUAGCUAUUAUCUGGAUUUACAUUUUUCCAUCUGGAGAAGAAGGUUCCCUAACUCAAUGGGAAAUUUUGAAAUCCUUGUGUGUUUAUCAGUAGCAUCUCAAAAAGAAAAGAUAACCUUUUAGAAAGUAAAAUUAAUGGGUGUCUUUUUUGUUUUUACUAGGAAAAAAAUAUAAAUUGCAUAAUGGUAAAUAAUAUAAUAAAUGUUGAAAUUUUAAUUAGAAAGAAUUUUUAAACUCAGUAUUUUAGGCUUCCUUCAGGGAAAAGAUAAGGAAAGAAUGAAAAAAGGGAGACAAUGCACGUGUAAGCCUAGGGCUUUUUUUUGUUCAUUUGAAGAUUAGUCCCUGAUUAAGCCCUUUUCUAGAAAUAUAAAUUAUGUAUUUUUUACUUUACUCCUGACCAUUUUCUGCAGUUGAGUAACCCAGACAAUAUGAGCAGGAACUCUUCAGUGAAUGAAGUAAGCAGGGUUUAAUACAGAGUAUUGAGCAGUCAAACCAACGAAGCUCUAGAUGAAUCUCUGAAAAAAAAAACAAAUGGGGGCUGUGUGUGUGUGUGUUUGCUAACAGAAUGCAAAUCUAGGGUACAGACAGGCAUUUUCUGAUAUGUAAUUAGAGAUAUUUUUAUAUAGAUACUGUAUUCAGAAUGUGUGUAUAAACAUUAACUGUAGAAUUUAUGACAUAACAAUUUAAUUUUUUGUUAAGAUUUUGUUUGGAAAUACAUUGCAAAGACAAUGUAAAUGGCUGUCUUUCUAUGACAUCAGCUGAGAAAAAUGAAUUGUGUCACAAAGAAUGUGAUCUUUUUUUAUACUAACUUUGUUUCUUAUGGAAAUCAGGUAUUAUAGAAAGAUUCCCUUUCCCAUCCCUCACUGGUUCUGCAUUGGUAUGCACCCAGAGUGGAUUGAGAAACAUUACUUUGUAGAUGUAUUUUCAAUAAAAAUAGUUUUACAUUA